AUGCAUCGACUUCUCCUCGGCACAGAGCCAAAUACGGCGCCGUCCUUUAGGAACAGGACAGCAGAUUCAUACAUUAGCGAGGCCAACUUUGACACCAACAUGGUGAUCAUAUUGGCAGCCCUGUUAUGUGCUCUGAUAUGUGCACUUGGGCUCAACUCAAUUGUCCGCUGUGCCCUGCGCUGCAGCCACAGGUUUGCUUUGGAGACGCCGGAACAAGCAGCUGCAAGGUUGGCAGCCACAGGCCUGAAGAAGAGCCAUUUGCGCCAGAUCCCAAUUGCUGUUUAUGGCUCCGGCGUGGAAAUUCCGGCCACAGAAUGCCCAAUUUGCCUUGGAGAGUUUGAAGAUGGAGAAAAAGUCAGGGUGCUGCCAGAAUGCAAUCACGGAUUUCAUGUGAGGUGCAUAGAUACGUGGCUUUUGUCCCACUCGUCCUGCCCAAACUGUCGACAUUCAUUGCUUGAACAACACCAUCCCAAAAAGAGUACCAGGACUAGUAGUGCCAGUACUGUUGAUGCAAGCCAAAAUCAAGAAGCUGCUGCUACUGCAGCAGAGCCAUCAAAUUCAACCAAUGAGUCCAACCAGCAAGGCAGAGUGGUCAUAGUCAUUGAGCAGGCAAGUUAA
Messenger RNA from Prunus armeniaca (apricot), 618 nucleotides. The record is from the annotation of a GenBank genome assembly. Lineage: Eukaryota; Viridiplantae; Streptophyta; Magnoliopsida; Rosales; Rosaceae.